AUGGCUUUGAAGAGGAAACUCGAGGUCGACGUUGAGGAUGUUGUCCCCCUCAAACAGAAGCAAAUGAAGCUUGUCCCCUUCCCCAACUUUGGGAGUGACGAGGACGUUGCAAUGGACGUAGAGCCAUUCCUCCCCGAGCAGCAUCACUUGCGGGUACCUUCCGACGCUAGCGGAACGUCGAGCGCAUCUGUAUCGCCUCUGUCCUACUCCCCGAACUACCCAACCUAUGACCUGCAUCCCUCUCCCUUCUUCAACCCCGAGACGGGCUCAGUAGACUCCAACUCGCAUUCCUUCUCACAUUAUUCCGCCCAACCUUCACCUCCCCAGGGCUCUCUCGGUCUCAUGCAACCCUCUGCCAAUAAUUUCGUUCAUCAUGGGUAA
Messenger RNA from Coprinopsis cinerea okayama7#130, 381 nucleotides. RefSeq lists its product as hypothetical. Lineage: Eukaryota; Fungi; Basidiomycota; Agaricomycetes; Agaricales; Psathyrellaceae. The transcript has 3 exons. The record is from RefSeq and is a predicted model, not a curated record. Bases 1 to 381 code for a protein of 126 amino acids.